AGGCAUUCACCCCUGUAAUUAAUAUUUCCUUUCCACAUUUUUAGAAGUUUGUCUCUCUCAACGUCCUAGCGUUGUAUGUUUUCUAGUUUCUCAUAGAAAAGAACUCCUGAUGUUGAUGUUAAACCAAUAUAAUUGUCGAAAAGGAAAGCCUCCGAACUAUGAUAAUGCGGAAAUCGAAAAUAUUUUAGAAAAUUUUUUUAGCAUUCCUAUCAUUACGUCCUUUAAAUAACUUGUUUCUUUCCCCGUUUCACGACUUGUUCCAGAUUUUAUGUUGAACGAACAACAUCUACGCAUACAACAAUUCUCCCUCACGACCAAUAGACGUUGAAUGCACCAUCUGCCGUGAUCCACGGCUCGAAGAUGGUUGAAAUCAAACCACAGUGGCAACCAGCACCUCCAGUGGCGGUGAACAAGUUGAAGCUGUGAAAGAACGCGUGAUAAUAGGAAUUCAGCAGCCUGCUCGGCGAGUAGACAAGGUACUUAUCAGACCAGAAGAUGAAGAAGUUUUUAUGAACUGCAAAAGUAUCGUACUAGUAUAAAUUACAUGACAAAUUUCCUCAGCAUGACAAAUGCAAUUUGUCAUGCUGAUUUGCCUUGGGAACGAGAUUUGUAAUGCGUGUCUGCAAUUACUACGAGUGCGAUACUUUUGCACAGGAUAGUUUUUCGGCGGCGACGAUUUUUUUGGCGACUCGGAGGAUGCAACCGGCGUCUGGGGCGCCGCGGCCGGCGACCAGCACAUCCACCAUGUAUGGAUUGCAAAAAUGUCUGGGUCUGGAAGAUUGCAACUUGCCAUGCUUAAUCCGAAUCAUGCAGAAAUCUGUGUUGCAUGAGUGCCAACCGCUGUCCACUUUCGACCAACUUUGGUGGAGGGAGUUCCUCAUACAGGAUAGGCAUGGCAGAGACCUCAAAGACCACUCUGUCAUGCUAGGUCCCGCAACAUUCCAGACCUCAUACAUAGGUCAUAGAAAACCUGCAUGACAAGUUUCAUUCAUCCAGACCCAGACAUAUUUGCAGUUGAUACCAUGCCGACAGCCACGAUUUGCAUCUGAUGAAGCCGGGGCACCAGAACCACCGCACCGACUCCGCGGCCGCCGCGGCCCUAGAGCACGUGCACCAACACGCGCACCAGCACGGCUACCACCGCAUGGGCACGGCCGCGGACCAGCGAAAGUCCGCGCAGGGCGUGGUUGGCGGCGCCGCGGCGUACCGGAAAUCGGGCCAGGGGGUAGCAGCAGCGGCUGCGUACCGGAAGUCGGGCCAGGGGGUCGCUGCACAAACCGCGUACCGGAAAUCCGGCCAGGGAACAGCAAACGCGCUACCCCACUACCAGCAGUCCGCGUAUGGAGGCCACGGGGCUUCGCAGCACGGAAGAAACGCCUCGCAGGCAGGACACCAUUAUGGACAGCACGGUGGGCAGCACCCUAACCACUCCAUUGCACACCACUCGGCGCUAUGCAUUGCAAGAGUAUCGUACUAGUAUAAAUUGCACCACAGAUUUUGACACGAAGAGACGUGGAAUUUGUGAUGCUGUUUUACCUUAAGGAAGAGAUUUGUCAUGCAUAUUUGCAAUUAGUACGAGUAGGAUACUUUUGCACAGGAUAGGCGCAUGCCUCCAUGCAUCGUAGCAAAACCGCCGACACCUCGCACAACAUUAUGGCGGUCGACUAUGCGAAGCACAAGAAAGAUAUAUUAAUAUCAAAUGCAAGUAGGUCUGGGUCUGGAAAGUUGGAACUUGUGAUGCUAACUUUGGACUCUAAAAACAUCUGCAUUGCAUGACCAGCAAGAGGAGUCCAGUCUGUGCUACGCGGGGAGGGCGUUCUUUGUCAUGCGGAAAAGGCAUCAAGAAGCACUCAGAAAUAUAUCUGUGAUGCUAGGGAAUACAGGACAGACGCCACUGGCCAUGUAAAAUCUGCAUGACAAGUUGCAACCGCUCAGACCCAGACAUAUUUGCAUUUGAUAAUUAAGGAAACGCACCAACGGUGAAAGGCUCGACGAGGACGACCUCAGCGAGGCGUCCAAUAAGGCCUCUCGCAGAACUAUGGAAGCGUCAGGUUUGAAAUCGUCAAAGUUGAAAUAAUCUGUAAUGCAUAAAAUGCCUGGCCCGAGGUACGUGUGUUGCAGAGCAGGCAAGUGAGGCCGAUUGUAAGCCUGUGUGGGGUUACAGCUCGAGCUGCUAAACUAGCAUGAGAGAAUCGCUCUUCUUUGCGUAAAUAGCAUGACAAACUGGAUUUAGGGACCACCGAAAUUUGUCAUGUGCCACUUGGAAACUGGGUCCCAACUGGCAUCCAUUUUAUGCAUGACAAAUUAUUUCAACUUUGUCGAUUUCAACUCUGACACAUCCAUAAGAACCGGGCGCGCCACGAACCGGUCGCAAAUCCGGGACAACCUGAGUAAGAUCAAGAUGGAGAAGAAGACGAAGCUUCGGGCGUGCCUGAACGACGGCACACCCAUCGGCUUCCACUUGGGCAGUAAGUCCCUUCCGGAAAACAUGCUGCACAAAAUCAAGCACGAAUGCCCCGAACUCGGGAAGCUUGAUUUGGGCGAAAUCAUCUGCUAUUCCACCUGGGACGAUGAGUAUGCAAAACUUUUCGCCGAGUACUUGGCGAAUGAGCAGUGGUUCGAGUCCCUGUGUUGCUGCUGCGCGCCGGCGCUGUGCUGCGGGUGCCGGCAGAAAAAUCCCGGCACGGACGGGACGAAGCAAAACGCGGCGUUUAUCAUCUUGAGCUGGAUCGGGUCGAUUCUUUUGUUCCCGCUCUAUCUAUUCGCGUUUGUCAUUCCGUACUGCUGUGGGCAGCGCGGGACCGCCGAUAAAGACUUUAAGUACCCCGACGGGAUCCAGAUGUGGGGCGCGAGGCACGUGUACCACAUGGUGUUUGAACGCGCCUACGUGCGGCUGAGCUACUACCCCGCGGGGAGUAACCUGGUGUGGAAACAGAAGCGCUUCAACCACGCGGCAAAGAACAAAAGUAGAAAAGCUGGUGGGGAUAAUACUUCCUCCGAUAGCGACACCGACCUCGAGAGGGGACGGCUGUUGGAUUUGAGCGACGACGAAGACGACUAUUUCCUAGAGGAGGCGGUGUUGCUGGACAUCUACUACAAGUUCAGCGAAGAGGUUUCCUUCCUCGGGCCGCUGAAGGACAUAGGCGCGGGGUACCACCCGGAGGGGGGCAAGUACCCGGAUAUAACCGAGUCCGGGAUCAAUUCCUAUAUCAAAAAGAUCCCGGGCAUGGUGGUGGUCCACGGAAAGAAUAAAGAACUCGAGUUUCUGUCCGAGUCCGACAUACUCUCCGAUGCCAGCAAACGGACCGGCGCGGCGACGUCCACGGAGUCAGAAACAGAAACAGAGACCGGCGCGACUAAGAAGCAAAAAUCACCUUCCCGCGCCACAGAUCAAAAGUCCGACGGCGUGCGGCGCGAGCUGGACAGUCGGGCGACCGGGCAUAUGGAAUUCUCAAUUGUUGCAUUCUCAACUGUUACAUGAAUUUGUGAUGCAAGAAUGGCAAAAGUGAAAGGGAAAAGGUUGCGCCUUUUGCAUUACAGGCUUGGAGCAGAUUAUAAUGCUAUCUAGCGCGUCGAGAACUUGUGAUGCAAAGAAGGCUUGAUGGUGUGCAGAGCAAUAGCGUUUUUGCAUGACAAAUCAUGCAACAGUUGAGAAUGUAACGUUUGAGAACCCCAUAGGGCAAGGCAGUCGCGUCGAAGCGGAUGUGGACGCUGUUGCCGCGAAAGCGAUGAGCAAAAACCGCGCUGAGGGGGAGCGGGAGAACUUGUCGCGAUUCGGCGAAGAAACGGGGAGCAGCGCCAGCGAACAGUCGGACACCGGAAAUUAUGACAAAGGCCCUCGCAGCCAGGGCUCCCGGAAAACCGACCAGAUCGGAGCAGCUGCCAAAGAACCAACAAGCAAAGCCUCCACGGUACCGUCGCGCGCGACGCACCGCACUGAUUGGAGUAAGCGAAGUUCUGGCGGCUAUGAGUGGUCCUCGUUAGAGAUGAAAAAGCAGAAGCGAGAAGACAAGGUGUUUUGCGCACAGGUCGGGCCGUUUAUGAAGGCGUUAGAGAAACAGCGGAAAAAAGUGAUAGACCAGAUCCGCGCGACCCGAAAGGCCAAAUCUCGGGGCACGCAACUGCGAUCGAAGGUGUCGCGGGGCCAGCGGUCAAAACAGACGGGGACGGAGGUUGCUACAGACACCAAGAAGAAGUCGGAUGUCAUGGUGGUCGUGGAGGUCAGCGGCGAGGGCAAAGUGCAGAAAUCGCACGGCGAACCGGGCGCAAAAAUUGGGGGACCGAGUAGUGCGAAAACUGCCGGGACCGCCAGCGAGGAAUCCGAGCCGGGAAGCAGCGCCUUCGCUUCUGGCGGUUACAAAACCCAAAUAGAUAACAUCGGAGGUGGGGGACAUCACGGUCAACAUCACAAUAUUCCACCGGGCGGGACAUCUGCAGCUGAGGCAGCGAAGAACGCUGCGGCCACCGGGGAGCAGUACUCAGGCCAUUUUGCGCACGAGAAAAAAUCCGACGACUUCAGCGCCCAGGGCAACUCCAUCGCGGGCAGAUCCGACAACUACGACAUGCUAAAGAGCGGCAACAUGACCUUCGGCAAAGAUGCCGCAAGUUCGGCCGCCGCCAGGAGCGCUGCGGCCGCAUCGAUGAAAAGCAACGCGUCGGCGAAAAGCACUAAUUCCACUUCAUCUGCGAUGAAAAGUACUAGCGCCGCAGGUGCCAGAAAGCCGAGCCCGGCUUCUGGUGUGAAAAAGGUAGCGAAUGCGCACGGGUUUGUGAGGCAAGCGUCUAAGGAGGCGGAACUGCACAAGAAAAAGACGAAAGCGGGGAGUGCCGCAUCCAAGGCCCCCGCCCACGAGAAAUCCGCCGAAACACUAGCGAGGGGUACCCGGCAGACGGACAGUGUGCCCUCCGUGAUUGUACAGGUGAGCGAAGACGAGCUAGUCAUAUGAAAUGCAAAUAAGUAUGUCUGGGUCUGGAAGAAUCCAAACUUGUCAUGCUAAAUCCGAAUCAUGCAAAAAUCUGUAUUGCAUGACAGAGACCUCACACAGUUUCUGAUGCUGGAUAGGCAUGACAGAGACCUCACACAGUCUCUCAUGCUAGGUUCCGCAUUCCAGAAGCAGACCUCAUAGGUCAUGAAAAACUUGUUUUACACUCUUCCAGACCCAGCCAUAUUUGCAAUGCAUAAGUCAGCUCGAGUGGCAACUUCGCGAUCGAUCCGGCGCUGCUUGCCGACGCACAGGAAGCCGCGGAGCAAAAGAAACUAAAUCGACAAAUGAGUUAUGAGAAACAGAAGAAGAAAGCGCUAGGAAAAGCGAUGAGCAGAUCGCUGUCAAAAGAGAAACUACAGGACCCGCAGUGCUAUGGAAGGAGUAAUUCAGGAGACGACGACGACUUCCUAACUUUGCAAUCGAAUGCCAACCCAUAUUACAACGACGACAAGUAACAAGUAUUUCGGAUUUCCAAUUGAAUUAGCAUUUUGCAUUUUUUUUUCAACAAUAGUAUACAUAGCUACAUUUUCAUUUUCCACUUUACAUUCGCACAUUCAUACUUUAGAUCAACCUUUCAAAACUUGCACCAUUUUGCUAUUCCCUAUACGUCGCAUUUUUCAGUUUUUCGCCGACCGGCGUAAUUCUUUACACGCACAGAAGAGAAGUUUUUCUCAGUUUCCACUUUUAGGUAUUUAAAGACAGCUGUAACCCAGCUGCUUUUUGAUUUUGCUCCUCGGUAAAAGCGUUAGUACUAAAGUUGUAACAGAAAAAAGGUGCACUACUUUUACACUGUAUUUUUAAUCUUGCAGUGAAAGAGUAGCGAACUUAGAGAAACGCAACGACCAGAAAUACAUCCGAAAGAAAAUUUGUCAUGCUUUUAUCCAGAACUUUUCCCGCAUUUGCUUUCCCCCAUCAUUAGAGAAAACUCUUUUCAAUCUCUCAUCUGAAAGAAGGAAUGAAGCGAGGUGGCUCAACAUCAUCGUGUGGGGCAACGAAACUCCUACUUUCAGUCGUCCGCAGUAAAUUUCUUCAU
Amoebophrya sp. A120 is the source of this 6018-nucleotide messenger RNA. The record is from the annotation of a GenBank genome assembly. Lineage: Eukaryota; Dinophyceae; Syndiniales; Amoebophryaceae.